This is a messenger RNA of Aureobasidium vineae, 1515 nucleotides long. The record is from the annotation of a GenBank genome assembly. NCBI's taxonomy places the organism in Eukaryota, Fungi, Ascomycota, Dothideomycetes, Dothideales, Saccotheciaceae.
AUGGUGGCCGGAAAGAUUAGAAGGGUGGCUGUGAUUGGCGCUGGUCCAUCUGGGGCAAUCACGGUAGAUGCACUGGCUCGGGAGGAGGCGUUUGAUCAAAUCCGUGUUUUUGACAGACAGGAAGGCCCAGGAGGAUGUUGUACAUCUGACGAGAUGGACAGGUACGGAGAUAAGCUACCACCAGUUCCCUUGUCCAAUUUCACAGCAUUGGCUUCAAGGACUGCAGAUCAGCCAGUAGAUUUGCCAGCACAGGUUCCAGGUCAUACUCAGAGGAACGAUCAGCCACGAUGGACAGACUCAUCGAUAUACCCCUAUCUUGAGACGAACGUAGAUGUGGUAACCAUGGAGUACACCCAAGAGCCUAUCGUUGGAGAGCUGUCUGCACGAACGAUCGAGCUGCAUGGUGAGAAAUCUCCAUUCCGGCAUUGGACUGUCAUGAGAGAUUAUGUGACAAGUCUGUUCAAUCGCAAUGGCUACGAAGAUCUAGUAUGCUACAACACUCAUGUCGAAAGAGUGGAAAAAGUCGGGGACGAGUGGAAAAUCACAUUGAGAAAAGAGGAAGAUGAAAAGGAUUACUGGUGGGUCGAGUGGUUUGAUGCUGUCAUUGUCGCAAGCGGACACUUCAACGUGCCUUAUGUCCCAGCUGUACAGGGCCUAGAGGAGCUCGAGAAACAACACCCUGGCAGUGUUUUGCACAGCAAGAUGUAUCGCGGCCGAGAUGCAUACAGAGGCAAACGCGUUGUCGUGGUUGGUGGCUCAGUGUCUGCAGCCGACAUCUCAACGGACCUCGUUGGUGUGGUGGACUCCAAAGUCUAUGCAGUGGUCAACGGCCAUACCAUCAACGUGUACUUUGGAGAUGGAGCAUUCAACAACCCAGGAGUCGCCAGGAAGCCAACGAUUUCGCACAUCGAUACCACAGCAGGUCAACGCACAGUACACUUCAUUGACGGCACCUCGGUACAGAAUGUUGAUCACAUUAUCUUCGGCACCGGAUACUCUUGGAGUCUCCCUUUUCUGCCGGACGUGAAAAUCAGAAAUAACAGAGUACCGGGACUGUACCAGAAUGUCGUCUAUCAGCAGGAUCCGACGCUGCUAUUUGUUGGAGCAGUCAGUACUCACUCAAACAAGAUGAUAUGGUCAACACUAACACAAUGCUUAGNNGUCGGAGCUGGAUUGACGUUUAAAAUCUUUGAGUGGCAGGCUGUACUCGCCGCGAGAUUGCUAGCUGGACGUGCUGAAUUGCCGCCUCUUGAAGAACAACAGCGAUGGGAGGCAGAACGCGUCAGGAAGAAGGGAGAUGGUCCUGCGUUCAACGUCAUCCAUCCUGACUUCGAGGAGUAUUUUGAGACAGUCAGGACUCUCGCGGGUCCAAGCAUAGAUGGUAAAGGACGACCUCUACCACCUUACGAGCCAGAAUGGUUCGAUGCCUUCAUGAACGGCCAUGAACUGCGAAAGCAGAUGUGGGCCAGAAAGAAUGCUGCCGCUGCUUCGGAGAAUACCAAAGCAAGGAUCUAA